AACGCUUCUCCUUUGUCCCUUUUCCCAGUGUCUUGUCAAUCCCACUGUUCUAUUAUUCAAGUUUUGAGUAUUAAUCAAGGGUUUGAUUCCAACAUCCUGUGCAGAUCCAUCCCGGAAACCCUAGCGGUUCGAUUCACUUGUAAGCCUUUCUUCUGCGGCGGUUUUCUCUCCGCAUGCCAGAUGUUUGAUGAAUUGCUCCAACUAAUUGAACAAACCAAAAGUGAUUCCUGAGAGAGACCAUGUACGGGAGAAAAGGGUAUCAGCUGGUGAAAGAUUUUGCCAGCGGAGAGAAAGGUCAGCUCAAACCUUUUAACAGCAAGCUCUUUGACGAGACAAUUGAAGAAUGUGACCAGAAUCACCAUCUUAUCCAGUCCUUGAUUAGGAAAAUGCAACAAGAAGGUUUGGAUGUUCAGAACAAUAGAAACGCUGACCACUAUGGAGCACUCAUUCAUCACCUUUCUUUGAUCCGGAACAAGCGCUGCCUCAUGGCUUAUGUGUACAACCGAGCAGAAAUUGUGCGGGAUUUGGCAUGGAGAGUAGGCCUUGAACUUCUCGACCUUCCCUCUGACAUCCAAGGCAAGCUCACUACACUGGAAAAAGACUACUUUAAGAACCAUUCCGUAGCUCUUAAAUCAUACAUGGGAAAAGUAGGAAUCGAGUUGAAUGUCGAUAUGGUUCCUCCAAAAGAUCCUUACAUCAAGGUCAGGAUUCUGGAUGAUAUUGAUGAAGGAAUCGUGCUGAGUGACAAAACAACAAAUUUUGCCCGUCAUUCUAUGCAUUUCCUCAAACGAACUGAUGCGGAACCCUACAUUGCUCGGGUCAGUCGUUUCAUUGUACCCUCCCUAAAAACUAGAAUGAUCUAAGCCCAUAAUCUUCCGCGUUUUUAUAAUUUAGAAACACAAAGAAUUCAUGCAAAAGCCUUGCUCAAAUUCGUAGAGAUGUAGAUAGAACCUUAGUUACAGGCUUCCCUAAAAGGUUUAGUAGAAGAAAAACAGAAUACUGCGAAAGAUAAGCUAUAUAGCUGAAAAGCAAAACUAAAGAAAAUCUGAAUAGUGAUGCCAGUAGAAAUUCUAGGUUUAGUGAUACGUAUAAAAUUGAUGUGUGAAGAAGAUUACAUAGCGGGGAACCUUUUUCAUAAAUUGUGAAAGUAUAUAUUGGUUUGUCUGGUCUGCCAAUUUUGAUGUUUUUCAUAGUAUAUGCCAAAGGUUGUUUGUAAAUCAGAAGCAGUCUUCUGAUUGCUAUACCAAAAUUAAGAUGGUACAUCCUUUGGAUGAUAGAAGUGUUUCUAAAUGUCGAGGUUUGUGAAUUG
Molecule: messenger RNA, 1309 nt
Organism: Capsella rubella
Lineage: Eukaryota; Viridiplantae; Streptophyta; Magnoliopsida; Brassicales; Brassicaceae
Product: probable DNA replication complex GINS protein PSF1
Exons: 5
Coding region: 240-863 (207 amino acids)
Biological process (GO): DNA replication; DNA strand elongation involved in mitotic DNA replication
Cellular component (GO): GINS complex
Source: RefSeq, a predicted model, not a curated record